CUUCCUGCGCUCUCCGGAUCCGGAAAUCGAUGAGAAACAUGGCUUCCCACAGGACAGCCAGGGCGAAACCCUCCACAUCAAAUGCUGGAGAUAUUUCCAAAAUCGACCUUCUGCUUCAUCCAGAACUUCUUUCUCUCGAGUUUAUUCAUCUUAUGUUACGGGAGAGGAAGAUAGCAGUGGGUGACGAAGAGGACUGCGAGCGGCUCACAGAUCUGUACCUGCGGCAUGUCCUCCCUCUCCCGCAGAGGGAUGUGCCUCUGUUUGGUCUCAGUUCUAGCAGAGAUAGUGGCAGGAAGAGGCCGUUGAUUGUGUUUGACGGCAGCUCUACGAACACUGGCAGUGUUAAGAUGAAGAAACCUGAUCCUUCACCAGCUCCUGUCACCAAAGACCGACUAAAGCCUCCAGUUUCCAGCAUCAGUCUCGCAAACCCCAUAUGUAAGCUCUCCGGGAUCUCUACAAACUCUUCCUCAAAUUCCUCUAACAAGACCCCAGUGUCAUCACCAGGGGCCGGUCCCAAGAGCCCCUGUAAUCACUCCAAAACUGCCAACUCCUCAGCGCAUUCAAACAACACCACGUCGAAACUAAAGCGCACGUCCCCCAGCGAUGGAGAACCCAACACUACUGACAUUAAGUCACCUGAUACAAAGAAAAAGAUUCAACAUAUCACAUGGCCAUAAUCUGAGAAGUCAUCUAGGAUGGACGGUAAACGCCACUGACGUCGUCCGCUGGGUCUCUGAGGCAAAGAGAGACAUGUAUUUGAAAGACGGGUUCUUGUCACUCAUCUUUACUCACCAGCCUCUGGAAAAAUGACUUGUGAAAUGUGAGCCUCUGGUUAAUUCCACACUAGGCAACGCAUCGGCUUUUGGCUUGAUGUGUGAUGAAGGAACGGAGACAUUCCUAGCAGUUGUAUGUUAGACUGAUCAGUGUUUCCCUUUUUUAGCAAUAUGUUUAUAGAAAUAUCUUUUUUUGCUAUGAAAAAACUUUCCGGUGUGAGUGAAUCAUGUUGGCGAAAAAAGCCCUCUAAGAGGAAAUGGAUGGAAAAUGU
Carassius carassius (crucian carp) is the source of this 1045-nucleotide messenger RNA. RefSeq names its product ashwin-like. Gene Ontology annotation, cellular component: tRNA-splicing ligase complex. Gene Ontology annotation, biological process: embryonic morphogenesis. The record is from RefSeq and is a predicted model, not a curated record. The transcript is spliced from 4 exons. The coding region runs from base 30 to 677 and encodes 215 amino acids. NCBI's taxonomy places the organism in Eukaryota, Metazoa, Chordata, Actinopteri, Cypriniformes, Cyprinidae.